GGGCGGCUCGGCGGACACGCCCCCUCGCCCGAGGCCCCCUCGGCGCCUCUUUCCACCGCCUCCUUGCUCUCCGCGGUCAGAGAGGGCCGGAGCGAGAAGAUGGCGAAGACGUACGAUUAUCUGUUCAAGCUGCUGCUCAUCGGCGACUCCGGCGUCGGCAAAACCUGCCUCCUGUUCCGCUUCUCAGAGGACGCCUUCAACACCACCUUCAUCUCCACCAUCGAUGUCUCCUAAUGAAGCAGCGUGAUAGAAUGGCGACAGUACUUGGUUUGGAGUCCCUGGACCCAGGAAUUGAUUUUAAAAUCAGAACGAUAGAACUCGAUGGAAAGAAAAUUAAACUUCAGAUAUGGGACACAGCGGGCCAGGAAAGAUUUCGAACAAUUACAACAGCAUACUAUAGAGGAGCCAUGGGAAUUAUGCUGGUCUAUGACAUUACCAAUGAAAAGUCCUUUGACAAUAUUAAAAAUUGGAUAAGAAACAUUGAAGAGCACGCCUCUUCCGAUGUCGAGAGGAUGAUCCUGGGGAACAAGUGUGAUAUGAAUGACAGAAGACAGGUGUCUAAGGAAAGAGGGGAGAAGUUAGCAAUUGACUAUGGGAUUAAAUUUUUGGAGACGAGUGCAAAAUCCAGUACAAAUGUAGAAGAGGCAUUUUUUACACUUGCACGGGAUAUAAUGACAAAACUCAACAGAAAAAUGAAUGACAGCAAUUCAUCAGGAGCAGGCGGGCCAGUGAAAAUAACCGAAAACCGGUCCAAGAAGACCAGUUUCUUCCGCUGUUCGUUGCUUUGAUGAACUCUUCACUUCUGAGAGACUGCAGCAUACCUAGAGGGCCCUUCCCUGCCUCUCUGAAAGCACAGGUUACCCAGCCUCAGAGUCACCUCACCCGGCUGCUGCGGAGAGCACCACGGAACUCUAGACCUCUCAACACAGAACGCCAAGUGGAUCCCAGCCUCGUGGCCUAGCAAAAGAGCAGGCUCCUUUCUUCAGACAUGGAAGCAUGCCGUGGAGACACAUGCGGGACCUAACUGGUUCUUCCUUGUUUUACUGCCUGUCCCGGAAGCUGCUUUCUUUCUUUCCACACGAGUGUCAGCCUUUCUCUGGUCCAGCAUAAUCUCAGACUCCUAACUGAGCACUUUAGUGGCAGGAAGUUCUAGACUUACAUAUCUGGGGAUGUUUAAAGACAGCAGAACAUUAAACAGAGGUUGAUGUACUAAAAUUCAAGGAUGGUUGGCCUGGGUCAUAUGGUCAUAUGCAUUUAUCAGAGGGCUUUGACUUGCAGUGUUCUACUGAUAAACUUGUAAAAGAGACCACAUCAUCUUCAUCUUUUCAGGUGGUUAUCAGCUUGGCUCAUCCCUGAGUAGCUGUAUCCCUUUUUAGGUUGGCUGCCACUGCCUCCUCCCUGGAAACAGCAAGAAGAAAGCACUCCUCUGCUUCUGAGGGUCGUAUUUGCUGCCCCUCCCCCUGCCUGACUUCUUGUCAUUAUUUCCUUAUCUAAACCACUAAUAUCUGCAAGCACUGCUGUGUCUGCCAGUGAACUUCAUGAGCUGAGAUUUCACAGAGGGAGAGAAAUGGUCAUUAGGGCUUUAUUUUCACAUCCGUCUAUGGUCUUGUCACACCAGAAUAUGUAAUAUAUUCUUUCUCAAUUUUACCCAUUAGUUUGUAUUACCCACUUCUUAACCAUAAUCCCUGCCAGUGAGAAAGUUAACAAAGGUUAGAUUUAGAUUUCAGUUUGUAGAAAACAUACCUAUAUGGAGAGAAAUUAAACAUGUUGGUGUAAGAUAGCUGUUAGUAAUGUUGAAAAUAGUGACUUUUGGUUCUAUUUGGGGUUUAAAAAAUAUAAAAAAGCAAUUAGACCUAGCACAUCCUCCAGAAAUCUUGUCUUUUCAUUAGAGCACAUAGGAUCCAGGUUUGGGCUUUUCAGCCGUUGCUGAAUGUGUCGGACCCAGCCCUUUUCGUUUAGGUUUGUACUUGGAGAAGUGGGGUGGCUGUCCAGGCCAGAGGCGGCCCAAAGCUUUGCUGCCUUUCUCACCAAAUGCUGGUUCUGAUGUUUCUUUUGUGGAUAAACCACCACACUAGAGGGGGUAGGAGGUAUUCAGUGUUAACUUAUGUGCCAAAUCCAGAUCAUAAUGUCACUGCUGUUGUUCUAGUCUUCAGUGUCCUAACACCGAGGGCACCAAAACAGGUGACGGGGAAAUGAACUGGUAGCGAUCACUCCCCGGUCUUGUGCUGUCCGCAGAGAACCGGAAGUGGAAAUGGACACGGAUAGCUGGUUACGCAGAGAGUUCUGCCUCAGUGCUUGGACCGGUCAGGCCUCCCUGUCUGUUGGAAAACUCAAGCAUUCCAGUGGCUGCAAGUGUACCAGAGUUAUUUUUGGUGGAUUCUCUGACUUUACUGUUGACAAACUAAAGCCUUUUCUUCUUUUUCCCCCCUUACCUGUCGACUUAAAGUCACACAUUACUGUCCAGGUGUAAGUAGUUCUUUCAGUGAGAAUUGAUUGUAAGUCUGACAUCUUCAAAUUAAAUACAUUUUUGAAAAGAAACGGUAUUUUCUUAGAAAUAUCUUAUCACUACUUUUCUAGGGGAAAAAAAGUUCAAGCAGUUACAAUGGUAACAAAGUACUUUCCAAAAAGCAGGAGCUGUGACACCAUAUACGAAUGUAAUUCUCUUAGUAUUUACCUCUGACUGUUCGGUGUCUUAACACUUUGGUUUCUAUCUCAGGGGCUGUCUGCAAACCAAAACUGACAUGUUCUGUGGUCAGCUUUUUUUUCUUAAUGCUUUUGAUUUCUUCACUCUUCUUGUGUCUUUUGUGGUUAAUAACUAGUCUCCAUGAACUUCUCUUUGAAUGAGCCUGUAAAUGUUAGGUGAGUCUAAAAGUGCUCUUUGAAGUAGCAGCAAACUGGGAGUAUAUUCUCUGUUAUAUAGAAAUAAAUUGUUCUUGCUAUUUUCUUACAUUUAGCUUUGCUAAAUUGUAUAUAAUUUGAGCUCAGACCAUAGGAAAUUCACUUUCUGCAUGGUAAAAACCCAACAAAUAGUCUACUUUGCUUAAUAGUGUACAUAUGAUGCAUUAUUUUUUUCUAUUUGUAGAUGACUUUAGUGACAGAUAAUUGUCUGUUCCCUGCUGAAACUGAAGAAAUCUAGAUUUUUUUUAAUGUGUGUGUGUGAACAUUGUUGUGGUCUUACAGAUAGGGUACAUAGAGAUUUUUGCAGCAGUAUUAGUGAUUCAGUGGCUGCACUUUAUUAUUAUUGAACUAAUUUUUUGACAACAGUUGAGCUCAGAAUUUUCAAAUAGAGUCUGAGGGUACCAGACAGUGGAGUGUGCUGUAACUAAGUAGCAUGUGAAUCAGUUGAUUGUCAAAUGUUUCACUGGGAACCUGUUCUAGCCUUUUUCUUCAGAUGCUAAUGAAGCGAUCUCCCAGCGCAUCGGUCAGUAGGUGCCGCAGGGCUUCUUAUGUUCAUGUGGACAUCUUAUGCAGUCUUUGUUAUAAAUUUCCUGAAUUAUUGUUCAUGUGGACAGCUUAUGCAGUCUUUGUUAUAAAUUUCCUGAGAACUAACUCUUUACUCUGAAGGACUAUUUUUUUUUUAAUUAUACCUCAUUUAGCUAACUAAUAAUAUUCUAAUACCUGGUAGAAAAACAGUGAGCCAGCCUCUAAGCAUUCAACAAAAUUUAGACAGCAUGUUUUUGUUUUGUCUUGUUUUGAACUGAAGGCAUCCUUGGAAAGGAGAAAUGUGAUACCUUAGUUUCAAAUAAAGCAUGCAUGUCACUAUCCAGUAACAUACAAAAAAAAAAAAAAUGUUACUGCCCUGCCCAUUAAUGAACUUAGUUGUGCAAUAUACAUGGAUUGUUCCGAGGUUUAUGAGUAAGAAAUUACUACUGCAUUUUACAGGCUCCAAAUGCUGAGAAUCUCUAUUAGGGUUUAUGAAGUGUCUUCCUGUGAGCAGUAAAAUAACAAACUAAGCAGACUUUCUUUUCAGGCAUAUGACUUAGAUGCUUUUAUAAAUAUAUCUUAAUCUUUAAAGAUGAGAUUCUAAGCCUAGAAUUUUAAAACCACAUUUCAUUGUGUUGGUUUACUGAUCUCAAAAUUUCUUCAGUUCAAUUUUUUUGACUUAAAAAAUAAAGUAAAACAAAAAGACCUUCCUUUUUCUUUCUCAUCACACCCAGUGGCAGAGAGGGCUGUCUGAAGUCCCUUGAAUCAGAAGGAGGUCAGGAUAGAUUCAUAAAAUUUAUGAAUGUCAUGUUUAUUAAAAAGAAACUAAACAACUGAGUACAGAUAUGAAAACCAGCAAGCAUUUGUUUUAAGGAUUUUCCAGAUUUUAACUUUGUAUCUUGAAAUGUGUGCCAUAUGCCAGGAACUAACAAAACUUCAUAUUUCAUCUUUGUACCUUUUUUUAAAAGUGAACUUAUGAUUGUUCAUUCCAAUGGCCUUACAGAUGGGUUUGUCUUGACUGUGUGCAGCUGCUGCUGCUGCUCCCUUAAUGCAAAAUGCCAUGAACUGUCUGAUUCAAAUCAUGCCCCUAUGGGAACUAGGGAGUGUUUUCAUAGACUUCUACUUGUGUGCUUACACAUAUUUUAUUUUGCUCCAGUGGCUUACUGUGGCAAGCUCCUGUGGAUAAUAUGGACCUGUCAUGUGGUUGGUCUGUUGAAGCCAGUUCAUUAACUGUACUGAUACUGAUGCUGUGUUUUUUUAAAAAAAAAAAAUGGAUUUUAUUCCAGGUGAACUUUUUUUUUUACAAUAAUGUUCAUCUAAAAUAAAAACUACAUAAUGAAAAUGUC
This is a messenger RNA of Peromyscus maniculatus bairdii (prairie deer mouse), 4769 nucleotides long. Lineage: Eukaryota; Metazoa; Chordata; Mammalia; Rodentia; Cricetidae. The record is from RefSeq and is a predicted model, not a curated record.